Molecule: messenger RNA, 978 nt
Organism: Oppiella nova
Lineage: Eukaryota; Metazoa; Arthropoda; Arachnida; Sarcoptiformes; Oppiidae
Source: the annotation of a GenBank genome assembly
UAUUGGGAGUUCCAUAACCAAGGUUCCAAAUUUACCACAAUAUCUCCAUUACAUGAAGUAACUAGCGCAGAAUUGCAACUAGCUCACACUGGACAAUUUAUAAACGACAUUCAUUGCAAAUCAAACAUGAUAGCUCAAGCUGCUGAAGUCUAUAUGCUACGUGUUGUACCAAGCUCACUUCUACGGUCGGCUCUGGUAAAUCCAUUCAAAUGGCAUACAUCGGGCACUGUAUUGGCGGCGCACAUGGCGUUGAAGUACGGGUGGGCCAUAAACCUGGGCGGGGGUUUCCAUCACGCCUCUAAUGGUCGGGCACAGGGAUUCUGCUUUUUUGCCGAUAUCACCUUGAUCAUUCAAUAUUUGUGGAAGUACGUAGAUGAGGAUCUUAAUUUUAUGAUAAUAGAUUUGGAUGCUCACCAAGGAAAUGGCUAUGAGCUAGAUAAAUUUAUAAUGUCAUUACGACAAAAGAAAAAGGUGUAUGUUCUUGAUGUUUAUAAUAAGGAUAUUUAUCCCAUGGACAAGAUUGCUAAAGAUUUUAUUAAUACCAAGGUGGAAUUAUUGCCAAAUACGAGUGAUGAUGAGUACCUCAAGCACAUAAAUGAAUCGAUUGGUAAAGCAUUAAAAGAAUUUUCUACAAGCUUAAUUAUAUAUAAUGCCGGGUCAGAUAUAUUAAAUGGUGACCCUUUGGGUGGUCUUAAUAUAACUGAGCAAGGACUUUUUGAAAGGGAUCGAGUAGUGUUUAAUUUUGCAAAAACUUAUGGUAUACCUAUUGUUAUGUUAACAAGCGGUGGUUAUCAAAGGUCCAAUGCACAAGUUAUAGCAAACUCAAUCAUCAAUUUACUGAAUGGCAAUUUAAUUGAGCCAGUUAAUGAAAAUAAUAUGAAUAGUAUGGCCAUACCUCAGUUCUCAAAUCUGAUGCCUGGCUAUGAUUACAAUCGGUUUGUGGGGUUAUCUGAAUCGGACAGACAAGACCUAAAAUGC